This is a messenger RNA of Acaulospora colombiana, 497 nucleotides long. The record is from the annotation of a GenBank genome assembly. NCBI's taxonomy places the organism in Eukaryota, Fungi, Glomeromycota, Glomeromycetes, Diversisporales, Acaulosporaceae.
ACAUGUCAAUCUGUUUGACUUGCCCUAAGCCAUCCGCGCACUCUCAUUUACCAGAGCUCAUCAUGAGCAGUGAAGACAAGCAAACCGCUCUAAUAUUUAUUAUGAAGACGAAGAGUCGAUCAAGAGCAGUGGAUUGGAUUUGGAGAUUAUGGCGUACGUUGGGAGGUACUAUCCCUGAAUCAAUCGAGAUCCGAUGUCCUGUCCUCGAAGCUCGGGUGAACUUUCCUAUUCCUGCCGUUGACCCAGUAUCAGGAGUGGAAGGCUAUAGAAUAUUCACUCGGGAUAAUGUGAUCCAGAACUGUCGCGAACAGAUGAGUGGUAUCCCUGAAUGGGACCUCCUUAUCGAAUCAAUAUUGCGACAAGGCAGUGGUAAGGAGCCCGCAAGAUUGGAAUUGUGCUGGAGAACGGAUAGCAAACUGGAUUGGGCAUGGCUUCAAGAAGAUGUGAAUGGACUCAGUCGACCGUGGUCUGUUCUCUUUGGUUUGGCCAUAAACAAC